Lucilia cuprina (Australian sheep blowfly) is the source of this 2727-nucleotide messenger RNA. RefSeq names its product E3 ubiquitin-protein ligase RFWD3. Bases 275 to 2434 code for a protein of 719 amino acids. The transcript has 3 exons. The record is from RefSeq and is a predicted model, not a curated record. Gene Ontology annotation, cellular component: nucleus. Gene Ontology annotation, molecular function: protein binding; ubiquitin protein ligase activity. Gene Ontology annotation, biological process: protein ubiquitination; interstrand cross-link repair. NCBI's taxonomy places the organism in Eukaryota, Metazoa, Arthropoda, Insecta, Diptera, Calliphoridae.
UUCGUUAUAGUUUUGAAAAUAAUGAAUUGUAUUUCACCAUUUUAACUCUUGGAACAUGAAAGUAAUUGGUACCAAUAGAAUUUAGUAAUCAGUAAUCAAGCAGUUAAUAAUACAGCACUAGUGCCUCUUGUUUCUCAAAAUAAUACAACAGAGUCAAAUCAAAUGUCUAGAAAAUGUUUAUUUUAUUUGUAUAAAAUACGAAAUUUUGUUUACAGAAUUUUGUUUUUUACUUAAACAAGUGAUUAAGCAUUAAAGAAAAACUUCUAUAACAAACAUGUCAACGGAAGAAACAGAAAAUGACCAUGAUUAUGCUGCGAGUCGGCUAAGAAGUGAUAAUGAUAGUAGUGAUAUACGUCCCCGAACAAUUUUACGGAUAAUACGCAAUUGGAGCAGUGAUUCUGGACAAUCGACGUCGGGUAACUCGGAUCAUAAUUAUAUAAGUGUUUUUACAGGCGCUAGCGUAAGCGGAAGUAAUAUGACUAUAAAUGCCUCUGGAGGUACAAUGGAAAGUGAUAAUGAUAUAUUCUAUGACGACGACGAUGAUGAUGGUGGUAGGGAUGACGAAAAUACUGAUCCUGCCAAUGAAAUCAUGAAUUCCAACUCAUCUACCAUAACUUUUGAGACAGAUAAUAGAUCAGAAGAUUCCAUUAGCACGGUGACAACCAUAACCACCGAUCAAACACAUUCCGAACAGACUAGUUCGUCGGAACAAACUAAUUUCUCAGAUCAAACAAGUGAUUCUAUGUCAUCGAGGUCUGUGCAAUCCGAAGCAGCCUCCACAGAAGAAAAUCCCCACUCAGUAGCUGAUGUUGUUUCUAAUUCUCUUGAAAUACAACCAAUUGCCAACGUAAAUAUAAAUACAAAUAAUGAAAUAAUCAAUUUAGACUCUCCUUCACCACCUAAAAAGCGAAAACGUUUAUCAUUAGAGGCGAGUGCCAUUAGUUGCACUCCCAAAGUAAAAGCCAGAAACGAAAAUGAUUUGGAUGAUGAAGACGAUGGCUUAACCUGUCCCAUUUGUUUGGAUAAUUGGGAAAUGUCGGGGGAACAUCGGCUGGCAUCGCUUAAGUGUGGUCAUUUGUUUGGUGAUUCCUGCAUACGUCGUUGGCUGCAGGAGAGUUCUCGUCAGUCGGGACAAAAGGUUUGUCCGCAAUGUAAAACAAAGGCACAUGCCAAAGACAUACGUUAUUUAUAUGCAAAACGUUUAAGAGCCAUAGACCGCAGUGAAGAGCAUCGUAUGCGUGAACAGCUGACUGAAGUACAAAGUAAAGCACAAAGUUUAACAUUGGAAUUGGCAACAUUAAAAAUGUCCUACGCUCAGGUAACGCAAAAACUAAAGGCAUUAGAAUCAGACAAUGAUUCCCUCAAUGUUUUGCUUAGAAAUGGUGGGGGCACCGCCUCUAACUUUCCAAAAAUUGUAGCUCGAAAAGCUUCGUUAAUGUAUAAAUUAUUUAUGGAACGUAAUAUUGAGAUAUCAAGAGAACCCGGUUGCCGUGUUUUGACUUAUGCCAAGGAACACACCGCUUUAAUUGUUUCUCAAAAGAGCAUACAAAAUCUAUUUCCCGGCUAUGGUCUAAGAUUUGUCGACACAAUUUCAUUUAAACCAACUAAUUUUCUACAUACUUCCCUUAAGCUAGUGAGAGAUAUAAGUCUAUCCGAUGACCAGCAGUUACUAGCAGCCGCAAGCAUGGAGUCAAAGGUAAAACUAUUUGAUUUGCGUACUCUUUCAGUGGCGGCAACAUUUAAGCCGGCGGAGAAACCAUUAUGGUCAUGUUCUCUAGGGCGUAGAGAUAGUGAGCACUUCCUCUACCUUGGCUCUCAGCAAGGCAGCAUUUAUGUGUAUGACACACGUUUGCCAGAUACAAUUUUGAGUGAACAUCAACCCGAAGGAGAUUUUAGCCCCGUGAUACAAGUAGCUUCAGUACCAGCCAGUCAACUAUUUCCAUGUGGUGGAUUUCUGGUGUGCAAACUUACAUCUUUGUGGUUUUAUGAACAUACGGGUGGUGUAACACGCUCUACGAGACUAGCUAUAGAAGGACGUUUUAUUUCAAUGGACUUUGAUGCCGCCCAAUUUAGUCUACUGGUACAAACAAGAAGUUGUGCCCGUUACCCUCGCGCGCGUUAUAUACUAGGAAAACUUAAUAAAAUCAAUAGCAUUCCAGUGUAUGAAAUACAAAUUACAUUCUUCGCCUCCACCAACAGUCCUGUGAUGGCUCGGUGUUCUCAAAUUAUCGUGGAUUCAAAUACACUAGUAGCGUCGUAUAUACAAGAUUCUAAAUUAUUAUCAUUAUAUGAUGCUAAUCGUGAGCAGUGCAUACAGUCAUUGCCAGCACAAGAUAUAAUUUAUGAUACUUGCCCCAUAUACACAAAAGAUUUUACCUAUUUGGCCGCCUUAACCGAAACCAAAUGCAGACUAUACAAAUUGAACUCUACCUAACUCUACCAUUACUUAAUACUAUUAAUUACUACUAUUUGUUUUUUUAUUAAUAUAUGUAAGUGUUUAAAUUUAAACAAAAUGAUAAAUAUAUAGGUAUUUUUUUAUUAAAACUAAUUUGUGAAUGUAAGAUAUACAUAUCGGGUUCGAUUUAAAUAUAUUUUGUUGCUGCUACAUCGAUAUGACAUUUAAAAUCUAAUCAGUAUUUCCCUUUACAUACAUUUUAUAUACAAAAUUUUAGAUCAAAAAUGUAAGAAAUCUCAUAUUUCCUUAAUAUAUAUGGUGUGUAAAAAUUA